Molecule: messenger RNA, 1049 nt
Organism: Thamnophis elegans (Western terrestrial garter snake)
Lineage: Eukaryota; Metazoa; Chordata; Lepidosauria; Squamata; Natricidae
Product: protein Spindly-like
Exons: 7
Coding region: 664-1035 (123 amino acids)
Source: RefSeq, a predicted model, not a curated record
CUUGAAAAGCCCGCCUCGUCCACGACCCCCCCACCCCACCCGCCCGCCAACGCGCGUCCUCCACCGGGCAUGCGCAGUGUCUUUCUAAGCCGGCGUCGUUAAAUAUCGCGAGAUCGAAUGCGCUCGGCGCGGGCUUUAAGCCUAAGAUUCAAACACAGGUUCGUCGGGGUUGUUGCGUGUCUUAGUCAAAGGCGAAACAGUGUUAAAAGAAAAUGGAGGCAGACAGAGACAUCAUUUCACAUCUUCGAUAUCAACUGAAAGAAGCUGAAAAAGAAAAAAACAAAAGCACUACAGUAUGGCUUAAAGCUGUUGGAAAGUGAAAACUUGCUGCAGAAUCGGCUGGAUGAACUUCAAAAUGAACUGGUUACCAAAACAGAGAAUUUGAACAAGCAAAAUAUACUCACCAGAGAGAAGUAGAAUUGAAGAACCGAAUGUUGGAGAGUUUAAAUCUUGAAUAUGAGGCUCUUAAGCAGCAGCAAAAUGUACAGCUGGAUACAUUGCGCAUAGAACUAGAAACAUUACAUGGGCAAAAAAUAAAGGAGCUUGAAAAUAAGGUUGAAAAUUAAAAUCGGAGUUAGACGAAGCAUUACUUAGUGAGAAACAACUGAAGCAUAAAGUGGAUAAUUGAAAGAUGUCAUUGCUUCAAAAUCAGAACUAUAUAUAAUGUCAGAACGUGUACAAGAAAGUAUGUCUUCAGAAAUUCUCAGUCUUCAACAUCAGCUGCUAUCUCUUGAGAAAGGAAAGAGAGAUUUUGAGGACCAGUUACAUGAGCUGCAAUACAAUAAAAAACAGCUGGAACUUGCAAAUAGCAAUUUGACGAAUCGACUGGCUCAGCUUGAAGAAGAGAAGGAAGGGAAAGAAAAAGAUCUUGUUUCAGUUUGCAAUUCAUUAGAGCUGCAGAUGGCUGCAGAUCUUCGAAGAAUGAUAGGUUCACAGGGAGAACAUGACCAGCUGGACCCUUUACCCAACAUGCUUCAACAAAGAAAUGGUGAAAUAGAAGAAAUGAAAGUGAAACAAUUAGAAAAACCAAUGUAAAGAGAAAGAAAAUU